AUGACGCCACCCCAACCAACAGCCGUCCCUGAAGCCUCAGUUGGUGUCAUUGCCAUGGCACACGGAUCACGACCCGGCGGCCAUGUCGACACCAAGUUGACCCCCCCAAUUGCCACGGGGACGUGCAUCUCCUGGGUCGACAUGAUCACGCCUCCGUGGCAACAUGACGACCCACAGUGUUGCCCUGACCUCCCUUGGGUCGCCGUUACAACUCUCAGUCCCGCCGGCGCCCUGGUGCAUCAUGUGGUCGCCCUGCCGGCCGGGGAGCUGGCACGGCGGUCGGGACUUCUUCAAUCCGUCCCUCUGUGUACAAAUCACUUGUCGCGGAUGUUCAGCAAUUCGGCCCUAAAAAGGCCUAGAACAGACCAUGCAGUAGCGAUUGACUAUAAGAAAUACACUAGCACAAAAGAACCUGAUGUCUGCACCAGCACAAACAGGAGCAGCUUGCUCAAUUGCUUAACAUCACCCAUCACAGUAGCCUCGCUUAAGCAGAUUCCACCAAGUGAACUCAUUGACAACCUAGCUGUGACCGAAGCACCAAACAACCAGAACGAAGACCUUUCCCUUAAACAGAACAAAGAACUAAAACAAAAAAAACCAGCUCAAUAAAAUACAAAAAAAAAAAAAGAAAAAAGGAAAUUGAUCAUCAAACCAAAAUCAUUUCUUAUCUCUUUCUCACUAUCUUCUCGUCUUAUAACUCCCUCAUCUCAUCAAAGCCUCUCCCUAAGAAACUAGACCAGAGUCUUGCUUGCUUCUAGGUAAAUAAAGAACCAUACUUGCUAAAUCAUUUCUCACAUACAUGUACCUAGUCUAAUGCAAAUAAAUCUUCUAGUUGCUUGAA
Puccinia graminis f. sp. tritici CRL 75-36-700-3 is the source of this 841-nucleotide messenger RNA. RefSeq lists its product as uncharacterized. Bases 1 to 609 code for a protein of 202 amino acids. Lineage: Eukaryota; Fungi; Basidiomycota; Pucciniomycetes; Pucciniales; Pucciniaceae. The transcript has 6 exons. The record is from RefSeq and is a predicted model, not a curated record.